UAGAGUACAUAUAACAAAAUCUUGAUAGCACUUUCCUGAAUCUUCUUCUUCAAUGGCCGUCUCGCGUUGCUCGCUUGCACUUCCGCUGCAGACUGCAGACCCCCUCUUCACCGCUGCGUCUCUUCUCACACCACCCCUUCCGGCUCUCUCCUACUCACCUUUGCGGCGACGCAAUUUCUGCUUUCCUCUCCCACCCUCCCCUGCAUCCCUGCUUCGAGUGAAAUCUAAACCAAACGAAGCAGAAGCCAUUCCUCUUGCAUAUACCUUUACUGAAUUCAAGCAGUUGCUCCUUCCAGUCAUAGACCGUAACCCUUAUCUUACAGACGGUACAAAGCAGGCAACAUCGACAAUUGCUGCUCUGGCAAAGAAAUAUGGGGCUGAAGUAACAGUUGUAGUUAUCGAUGAAAAGGAGAAGGAAACAUUGUCGGAGCAUGAUACUCAACUAGCUAGUAUUCGCUGGCAUUUAGCUGAAGGGGGUUUCCAAGAAUUCAAACUGUUAGAGCGACUUGGAGGAGGAAACAAGCCGACUGCAAUCAUCGGAGAGGUUGCUGAUGAAAUGAAUAUGGAUCUGGUGGUUUUGAGCAUGGAGGCCAUCCACUCCAAACAUGUCGACGCAAAUCUUUUAGCGGAGUUCAUCCCUUGCCCGGUCUUGCUUUUGCCUCUAUAAUAAUUUUUGGCCGUGGAAGGUAGUUUUGAGUUCCGGAAUGUGACUGAGUUAUGAGAAAUUGUUUUUCAUGCCCUUUUGAUUUAAUCAACCAACUACUAAAUCCACUUAUCAAACUACUAUGGAGGAAUAAAUUAUGUUAUAACAGAGCUUGUUUAUGUUUUGAA
Molecule: messenger RNA, 831 nt
Organism: Salvia hispanica
Lineage: Eukaryota; Viridiplantae; Streptophyta; Magnoliopsida; Lamiales; Lamiaceae
Product: cell wall integrity/stress response component
Source: RefSeq, a predicted model, not a curated record